Molecule: messenger RNA, 1271 nt
Organism: Periophthalmus magnuspinnatus
Lineage: Eukaryota; Metazoa; Chordata; Actinopteri; Gobiiformes; Gobiidae
Gene: sncb
Product: synuclein, beta
Exons: 6
Coding region: 160-513 (117 amino acids)
Biological process (GO): chemical synaptic transmission; synaptic vesicle endocytosis; synapse organization
Cellular component (GO): neuronal cell body; axon terminus; cytoplasm
Molecular function (GO): cuprous ion binding
Source: RefSeq, a predicted model, not a curated record
GCGAAGGGGGCCGUCCCUGUUUGAGAUCAGCCUGAAACGAGGCCCGUGCACUUAUUAUCUCAAGAUAUCUUCAAUUUUGACCAGAGUUUGAACCUCCCCGCGCACGUCGACCAUAGAGGGACAAGUCGAAGGCUAUUUGUAAAUAGUGAUUCGGUCAAGAUGGAUGUGUUUAUGAAGGGUAUGUCUAAAGCUAAAGAGGGGCUCGCCGUGGCCGCGGAGAAGACCAAGGAGGGAGUCGCGGUGGCGGCGGAAAAGACUAAAGAAGGAGUCAUGUUUGUAGGAAACAAGGCCAAAGACAGCGUGGGCACAGUGGCUGAGAAGACCACUGGGGCCAUGGGGAACAUUGUUGCUGCCACUGGACUGGGGAAGAAGGACGAGUUCCCAACUGACAUGAACCCUGAGGAGUACGGGCAGGAGGCCAUGGAGGGCCAGGGUGAGGCUAUGCUGGAGCCAGAAGGGGAGACAUAUGACGAGUCCCAGCAGGAGAGCCAGGACUACGAACCAGAGGCGUAAAAGCAUGACUCCAAACCACCAUCCAACCAGCAGCACAAGAAUAUUUAUAAUAACAACAAGGACAGAUACUGAUACAAUUCCAAUUCCACCCCUGUUGCAAAAAAAUCAAAAAAGACAAGCAUUCCCACUGAAAAUGUUCUUCCUUCGAGACAAAUCUUUUAUUAUUAUAUAUUGUAAAUGUCAUGUUAUAAUGUACUGUGUUUGGGUGUAGGUACUUAUUGAACUGUAGGACGUCCUGCCGGUCUCAGUUCCUUGCUUCCCUCCCAAUGAAUUGAGACCAGUGCUGGGGCUCGUGACUAUUUGUGUGUAUCUGUAUUUAGAAGUGUGCAGUAGAUGUUCAUCAGCUUCCAAAUGGCGUGUAACCUUUGGGAGUGUAACAGAUAAUUAUGUUCAGUUGCAAGCAGUUACAGUACAAUAAUAUCCUCUUAAGUGUCUGCCUGUUUGUGGAUCAUUUUGGUUAUUUACACUUUUCUUUUGGAGAUCGUUUUUGGAGUAAGGUUUUGGGUUAUUUUGUUUUUUUUACAUUGUAUCUUUCUAGUUGCUUGUGAUCAUUCCAGUGAAUCUAUCUGUUAGAAAUGAAGUGUACAUGUUUGUGUGCGUGUGUUGGUGUGAAGGUUUUAAAGUCGAUAUUAUGUCUUGAGAUCAUAAUGGUUGUCAUAUCACUAUGUGCUUUAAACUGCAGGACUUGCCCAUAUAAAGGUUUAUGUGUAAAGCCAGACAUAUGAUUCCUCUGUAAAUAAAAACUAAAAAGAAAAACA